AUGGUUUCUUUGGUUGCUGCUUCCCGCCUCCCCCUUCCUUUCGCUGCCUCUUCUGGCAUGAAGAGGAUUGCCAUGCGCGCCCUUGUGGCCCAUGGCAAGCUUCCCCGCUUGGGCGGGGAAACUUGCGUUAGGUCGGCCUCUUCCCCCCUUUUGCUUUGCGCCUCCUCUCUCCCCCUUCCCCUCAUCGCCUCCGCCGGCAUAAGGCGGAUUGCGAUGCGCGCCCAUGUGGCGCGCGGAAAGCUUCCCCGCAUCCGCGGGGAAACUUGCGUUGAAAAGUCUCUGGCUUCCCGCACUUCCGUCCGCCCCUUCCCUGCCUCCUCUCUCCCCCUGCCUCUCAUCGCCUCCGCCGGUAUAAGGCGGAUUGCGAUGCGCGCCCAUGUGGCGCACGGAAAGCUUCCCCGCAUCCGCGGGGAAACUUGCGUUGGAAAGUCUCCGGCUUCCCGCACUUCCGUCCGCCCCUUCCCUGCCUCCUCUCUCCCCCUGCCUCUCAUCGCCUCCACUGGUAUAAGGCGGAUUGCGAUGCGCGCCCUUGUGGCGCACGCAAAGCUUCCCCGCGGGAGCGGGGAAAUUUGCGUUAGAACGCCUUCGGCUUCCCCCUUUUCCCCCUCUUUCACCUUCAACCGCGAGUCGCUGGUUUUCCCUAGUGGCUCGGUUUCUACGUCUGGCUUCACGGAGCCCGCCCCUGUCUCUUCCUUUGUUGCCUUCUGUCCGGCAGACUACGGUCUGUCUGAUUUCUCGGACUCGGGCUCCGAGGCUUCUGUCUCUUCCUCCGCCCCCCACCCCACUGCAGGCUCCGAUUUCCUGCACUGCUACACGUUGGCAGAGCUUGGUCUGUCGGAUUGUGCUGCUUCGGUUGCCGGCUCGGAUGACACUUGCGUUGUCGACGAGUCGGCCGAACCUCGUUUGCUGGCUGGCCUGGCUCAAGCUCGCGGCGACCUCGCUACGGAGUACCAUGCUCUAAGCAAGAGCGCUACCGAGGCAGCCGGAGAGAACGACUCCCAGUUCUCUUUCGGCGAGUGGCAGACCGACGAGGUUGUGUUCAUCAACCUCGAGUCGGUCGUGACAGGGAGGGGGGAGGACGGUUCUGCUGACGAGGCAGAAUACGAGGAGCUCGACUGGGUAGCGAUCUGCCGGUGGAUCGAGGAUGUCAGCGUGGAGACGGAGCCGCCAGUCUCGAUCCAUCUCGAUGGACUGGACCUCGAGCUCGGAUCCGACGACGACGAUGCGGAGACCAACUGGAUGCUGGAGGCAAACCGCCUCUACAUGGAGCAACUGGACACCGAGGAGUCGGAGGAUCCGGAAGCGGCGGAACCCCACCGCCAGGAGGACUCGGCCGAGGAAGGCCAAGUUGAGGUAAGGAUUGAGAUCGGUGACGACGAGGUGGAGGUGGUGCCUCUCAGGAUGCUUCCGUCUGGUUGGGACGUGGACUUGUGGGAUGUCUUCCACGGAAUGGAAGGCCGGGCCCUGAUAGAGGAUGGUGAGUACCUCUGGAAGGUGAUCCCGCGCGCCUGGCUUCCGCUCUGGAACCUUCACAGCCAGCUUCUCAACAGCCGGCAGAUAUGCCGGCAAUGGGAGCCGACAAAGGAUGAUCCAUGGUACUGGACUCCUUUCGACCGGUCCUUGCCGGCCGAAUUCCAGUGAGUGGCAAUAUACCCCCUCGCCUCUCUUUGCCUUCUCUUUUGCUUUCUGUUUGCUUUCUGUUUUCC
Tricharina praecox is the source of this 1706-nucleotide messenger RNA. RefSeq lists its product as uncharacterized. The transcript has a single exon. The record is from RefSeq and is a predicted model, not a curated record. NCBI's taxonomy places the organism in Eukaryota, Fungi, Ascomycota, Pezizomycetes, Pezizales, Pyronemataceae. Bases 1 to 1641 code for a protein of 546 amino acids.